Gastrolobium bilobum is the source of this 1629-nucleotide messenger RNA. Its product is annotated as SUPPRESSOR OF GAMMA RESPONSE 1-like. NCBI's taxonomy places the organism in Eukaryota, Viridiplantae, Streptophyta, Magnoliopsida, Fabales, Fabaceae. Gene Ontology annotation, biological process: regulation of DNA-templated transcription. The transcript is spliced from 6 exons. Bases 117 to 1403 code for a protein of 428 amino acids. Gene Ontology annotation, molecular function: transcription cis-regulatory region binding; DNA-binding transcription factor activity. The record is from RefSeq and is a predicted model, not a curated record. Gene Ontology annotation, cellular component: nucleus.
GAAGUUUCUCAGAGACUCAUAGUGGAGAAGACAGAAAGAAACAAAAGCCUAGAAAAAUCAGAAAAAUAAGGAUUUGAAUCUCUGACUUGAUUUGCAUCAUCAUCUACCAUUCUCCUAUGGCUGGACCAUCAUGGUUGGUGGACAAAAGUAGAAUCGCAACCAAAAUAAAGAGUGCAUCAGGAGCAUGUGAUCCUGAAAAAGUUAUAUGGAAAAGCAAUCCCUCCAAGGCUUGCCCAAAUUGUCAAUAUGCUAUGGAUAACAGUGAUGUGACACAAGAGUGGCCUGGCUUACCAAAAGGUGUCAAAUUUGAUCCAUCUGACCAGGAGAUAAUUUGGCACUUGCUUGCAAAAGUUGGUGUAGGAAAUUCAAAACCUCAUCCUUUCAUUGACGAGUUUAUCACUACUCUUGAAGUGGAUGAUGGAAUUUGUUAUACUCAUCCUCAAAAUUUACCUGGUGUCAAGCGAGAUGGAAGUGCUUCUCACUUCUUCCACAGAGCAAUCAAGGCUUAUAAUACUGGCACUCGAAAGCGCCGGAAAAUACAAGGUCAGGAUGUGGGUGAUGUCCGCUGGCACAAGACUGGCAAGACUAAACCAGUCAUCUUGAAUGGGGUUCAAAAAGGCUGCAAAAAGAUUAUGGUUCUGUAUAUGAGCCCUGUAACAGGAGGAAAAACUGAGAAAACUAAUUGGGUUAUGCAUCAAUAUCACCUCGGAACAGAUGAAGAUGAAAAGGAUGGUGAGUAUGUUAUCUCUAAAGUGUUUUAUCAGCAACAGCAAGUCAAAUUGGGUGAUAAAGAUGACCAGGAUGUUGCUGAAGCCAUUGAAACGACUGAAGCAACAAUUGUGAAAGUGGAUCCAGUCACUCCCAAAUUAGUGACCCCUCAGCCUCCUUAUAAUGAAAGGCGAUGUUCAGCUCUAGACUUAGGACAGGAAACACAUACCAUUCCUCAGAAGCUGCCUCAGAUGGAGUGUUUAGAUGAAAUUCGAGCCGAUUGCGAAGAACUUGCAAAAACUGAUGCAUCCGUGGUAGAAACUCAACAUGAUGAAGGGAUGGAUAAUAAAGAAAAUAAUGGUGACGAAGGACAAAAAUGGUGGGAUAGUGAGUCUCAGAAUCUGUUGGAUUCACAACAACUGGUCGAAGCAUUGUCCUUGUGUGAUGAUCUACUUCAAAGCCAGUCUCCCAAUAGGGAUGGGAAAGAUGGAGAACAUAUGAACCAACCCAGUCUUUCUGUUUAUGCUCAGCUAGGACCAGAGCAUCUGAAGAAAGACAUUGAAGAGUGCCAAAAUCUUGUCCUUGAUCCUGCAAAUGUAGAUCAUGAUACACCUUCAGAGUUUCGACUAAGUCAGCUGGAAUUUGGUUCGCAGGAUAGCUUUGUUUCCUGGGGUUUCAACAAGGCAGUAAACUAACAUGGUUCUUCAGCUCAGCUGGGAAAACAGAUUUUUUGGAAUUUCAUUUUGUUGAUAAGUUAGUUACCUUGUUAUUGUUAUUUGGUUUUAACUGAAACUGUUUCUCAUUUGCUUGACUUAUUGGGCUGUAAUGGAAGGAGUGAAUAGUGUGAUACUUUGAUCAACUCCUGCUGUAAUUAUACUUUCUUUUGUCUUGUUGAAUUGUGGUAUCUUCCAGGUUCUCUCA